UUAGCGAGGCUCGAAACUGCAUUAUGCCAUCUCCCAGACAAUAUACCCCUAGGAAACCAAAAAUACAACUUCGAACACUUCUCUCCAGAUCCUGAAAAGAUUGAAUUAUACGGGACCUCGGAGGCAGCACUCAACCAUGAGCUUGAAGUGACCUUUGCACCAAAAGGACGAAGAGACAACUCCGCACCUUGCCCAUUUGAGUUUGCAGAACGCGGGCCUGGUCUCAUUGCAGUGGUCAAAGUGUUACGGGCUGCGCUGCAAGUGUGUCCUGACUCUGCGAUACUGCCAGUGCAAAAAUGGAUGAAAGAUCUA
Messenger RNA from Suillus clintonianus, 312 nucleotides. RefSeq lists its product as uncharacterized. The annotation marks the transcript as partial. The transcript has a single exon. The record is from RefSeq and is a predicted model, not a curated record. NCBI's taxonomy places the organism in Eukaryota, Fungi, Basidiomycota, Agaricomycetes, Boletales, Suillaceae.